This is a messenger RNA of Meleagris gallopavo (turkey), 2454 nucleotides long. It is a transcript of the gene GPR22, whose product is annotated as G protein-coupled receptor 22. The record is from RefSeq and is a predicted model, not a curated record. Lineage: Eukaryota; Metazoa; Chordata; Aves; Galliformes; Phasianidae. Gene Ontology annotation, cellular component: plasma membrane. Gene Ontology annotation, biological process: G protein-coupled receptor signaling pathway; cellular response to hormone stimulus. Gene Ontology annotation, molecular function: G protein-coupled receptor activity; peptide binding.
GACUGACGCAUCUGCUCAGAUUUCAUUGGAAGAAGAAUACGAGUGAUUCUUAAAAUGGUGAGCAUUUCUUAAAGAGGGAUUUAUAAUUUAAAACCAGAACUGUGGAAACUACCGAUGCAUGAAGAAACAAUGAAACAUGAAUUCCCAAAAGGAGAAUAUGCAUUCUUCACCAGCAAGCUGCACAAGGGUUUAACCACGCUUUUUCUAUACUGCUCAUUAAAUAUCUUAUUUGUCAUAAUGACUAAUGGAUAUUUUUCUCUCAAUUUUAUGAUCUGUUAUGUAUUCUCCUUAAAUGAAAAUAAACCAAAUUAGGUAACUCAUGGUUACUGUCAAAGCACACGAACUGGAUUUUAUGAUGUACAGCAACUUCUUUGACUAAGCCAUCACUCAAAAGUAACGAGCAGGAAUAUUACAGAAAGAGAUGCGCAACUGUAACUAAAGGAUGUCUACAUACACUCCGAACGCAGAAGGCAGAUAUUCUUCUUUUUUCUUUUUUAAACCUGGAAAAUAAAAGCAGGCUGCUACAAAAUGCAAGAGGGGAAAGAAAAGAUUAACAUCACCUAGAAGAAGGUUUGUCGUUGCUGGCCUGGAACUCGGCACAGACGAAGUAUCUCAGGCAACUGAGGAGUCCCCAUGUUUAAUCAAAAUUUUCUGCUGCUGAAGUGCUGGAGCAAAAAGAGGAAAAAAAAAUCUGCAAGGAAUGAAAUAAGAGCCCAGCUAGCACUUGGUUUCCAGGUGACAGUGCAUGUCAAAUAUCUGCCGGUGACACCAUGUAUCAAUUUAUGACAAGCUGCUACAAGGAGCUGAAAGACCCUUGAGGCGCAGGAAGCAGGAGAAAAAGCAACUGCAACAAAAGAAUGUGUUUCUCCCCUAUUCUGGAAGGCAACAUGCAGUUUGAAUCUAACUUCACAGUUCGAGAUGCCAUUGAUGACAUCGACACCAACAUGUACCGACCACUGUCAUACGCAUUAAGCUUUCAAGUGUCUCUCACUGGAUUUUUGAUGUUAGAAAUUGUUUUGGGACUUGGCAGCAACCUCACCGUGCUGGUACUUUACUGUAUGAAAUCCAACUUAAUCAAUUCUGUCAGUAACAUAAUUACAAUGAACCUUCACGUACUUGAUGUAAUAAUUUGUGUGGGAUGUAUUCCUCUAACUAUAGUUAUCCUUCUGCUUUCACUGGAGAGUAACACUGCUCUGAUCUGCUGCUUCCACGAGGCUUGUGUCUCUUUUGCAAGCGUUUCGACCGCAAUCAAUGUCUUUGCUAUCACUCUGGACCGAUACGACAUCUCUGUCAAACCUGCCAACCGAAUUCUGACCAUGGGAAGGGCUGUGAUACUAAUGACAUCAAUAUGGAUCAUUUCGCUUUUUGCCUUCCUAAUUCCUUUCAUUGAAGUCAAUUUCUUCAGUCUUCAAAGCGCAAGUACUUGGGAGAACAAGACACUGCUGUGUGUCAGCGCAAACGAGUACCACACCGAGCUAGGGAUGUACUACCACCUCCUCGUCCAGAUCCCAAUCUUCUUCUUCACCGUGGUAGUGAUGCUAAUCACGUACACCAAAAUACUCCAGGCUCUUAACAUCCGAAUCGGCACAAGAUUUACAACGGGACAAAAGAAGAAAGCUAGAAAGAAAAAAACUAUUUCUCUCACCACACAGCACGAGACCACAGACAUGUCGCAGAGCAGCGCAGGAAGAAACGUGGUCUUUGGCGUAAGGACUUCUGUGUCUGUGAUCAUUGCCCUGCGCCGAGCUGUGAAGCGGCACCGGGAGCGGCGAGAGCGGCAGAAGAGAGUCUUCAGAAUGUCCCUCCUGAUCAUCUCCACCUUUUUGCUCUGCUGGACACCCAUCUCCGUUCUAAACACCACAAUCUUGUGUUUGGGCCCAAGUGACCUUUUGGUAAAGUUGCGCUUGUGUUUUCUAGUCAUGGCAUACGGAACAACUAUUUUUCACCCUCUACUUUAUGCAUUCACGAGGCAAAAAUUUCAGAAAGUUCUGAAAAGUAAGAUGAAAAAACGAGUUGUUUCAAUCGUGGAAGCAGAUCCCAUGCCAAAUAACGCUGUCAUACACAACUCGUGGAUAGAGCCUAAAAGGAACAAAAAGAUCACCUUCGAAGACAACGAAGUAAGGCAGAAAUGUUUAGUACCUCAGGUUGUCACUGACUAGACUUCAGUAUUCACCAAAACACAUCGAGGAACAUUUGAACAAAUCGUAGAGAAAUACUGCCAAAUACGAAAAACAUUUUUUAACUAUUGGCUAGACUGUACAUUUUCCAAUAUCUGUGUUAAAUAGAGUAGGUCUUGUAUAUUCGAUUUCUUCAUUAUGUAAGAUAUCUGUUGCAUGGCCGUUUGUUAGCGUAACACCACGUGUAUAUUUGUCAGAAAUACUCAAGUCCUCUUUUUUAGAAAAUAAAUAGCCUUAAAGAAGUGCAAACUUUUGAAAAUAUUUGUACGGCUCAGUU